AUGAAUGUUGACCCGUCUUUCCACACUUUAGCGAAGUUGGAGGGCUUUCAACAGGCGCCAGGAGGCCCCCGAUCUUCUCGUCGCCGAAAGGACUUGGUGGCCACAUACGAGGAGGCCUGGGACGUCAAGAUGUCUCGACGUCUUGGUGGUAUGGAUGUUAGUCGGCUGGCUGAAGGCCUUCCUAACGGAAACUCGAGCAACUUCAAACGCUUUGACCUCGUUCGUUCCUCUGAUCGGCCAACAGUUACACCGACUUCUUCCAUCACCGUGAUGAGGUCCCCGUCUUUAUCGCCUGUUCUGACCUCCACGGAAGGUGUUAAAUUGAGGGAGCCGAAGCCGGCUUCACGAACGAGCUUCAGAAAUUCUUCCAAUGACACGCUCAUCAAUCGAGAAAUUGUGGUCUCUCCGUUCCGCCUCAAGCAGAACCGAGUCGCCAGUCCGACCGUAGCACUUUCGGUGUCACCUAACCCUAGAGCGACUCCCCCGUCUUCCUCUUCUGAAGCACCCGUGACCGAUUACGACUAUGCCUACAACCGUUCCUGGUCAAUGGGGGUCCAGUUAAAUCUCUCCCUCAACCUGGCAUCCAACACGGGCAGUUCGGCGGAUCAGACUGCAGGAACCCCCACGGGUGAUCCAGCUGAAAAACCAUCCACCUCACCGCCGCCUCCGCCACCUCAUCGGUCCGCCUCCAUAAUGACUCCGACGACCACCCAGUUCAGUCCCACCCACUCACCCACCCUCAUGCGACACCAAAGACAACAUGACGUCAUCACAGCCGCCUCACCUACUACACCACGUGCCAGGGGCGUGCACAAUCCCCUCGCUUCCGGGGUCCCCCUGACGCCCUCCUCACCAUCAGGGGAGUCUUCCUCCACGGUGAAAGGCGACACUCCAGACACCUCCGGGGGUGGAACUGUCCCUGGCCUCCUUCCACACAUGUCGCGCUUGCUGGCAGACUGGGAUAACAUGUCCACGGAUAGUUGUGAAGAGCCCUGGGACGUGAGGCAGGGAAAGGUCAUUUCUCAGCUGACUCGUUCUCGUUUUAUCGACCCGUCGGAAGUUCUUUCAGCUGUGGCUAACGGUAACCACAACGGAGCAGCCACAAUUUCCAAUGGACACGAUGAGGGGAGGAGCACAAAGGGCGGGGCAGAGGCCGAGGGUGUGGCGCCCCCUCUGCCACCCUCGCUGGGCAUCUCGCCCCCGGCAUCUUGUGCGUCGCCUGUUGCACGAAGUCCUUCAGAUUCCAAAGUUCACGACUGCCUGAAACCACUAAGCGAGCAGCCCUGGUUCCAUCCCAACCUCACGCGAGUCGCUGCCGAGAAGCGCCUACGUUCGGAACCCGAGGGUAGCUUCUUGGUGCGUAAUAGCGAGACCAUCAAGAACGAAUUUUCUCUCACCGUAAAGCACAAUGGUUUUCUCCACAUGCGGAUAACGCGCGAUGCCCAGGGUCAGUUUGUAUUGGGGGAGUACAGCCAGCCUUAUCCCAGCAUUCCUCACAUGAUCUCCCACUACGAACAGACCCAGGUGCCGGUCAAAGGUGCCGACUCCGUCACUCUCUUCCAUCCUCAUUGA
Molecule: messenger RNA, 1572 nt
Organism: Mesocestoides corti
Lineage: Eukaryota; Metazoa; Platyhelminthes; Cestoda; Cyclophyllidea; Mesocestoididae
Source: the annotation of a GenBank genome assembly